GUUUGAAACCAAAGCACAGGAGAUGUUUAUAUAAAGAAUUGUUACUACAGAGAGCAUAGAGUUCCUGUAGGCCCUGUGCACUUGGAUGUUACUGAUAUGCUUCCAGCGAUGCUCUAUUAUUUAAGAUGAAUAUAUGCUGAAGAUUCAUUGUUGUGGCUCCCAGGAUUCACAGCUUCUAUCAGGUGAUCAUCGCGGUAUUUACAAAAAGGACAACUGAUUGGAAGUUUAACUUUGGCAGAACAAGUUGCAGUGAAAAUCAUUAUGAUAACCCCUGCGUUCGACAUCCGCCAGGAUUCAGAUUUUCUUACAAUAACAAUCAAGGUUCCGUAUGCCAGAGCUUCGGAAAUCGAUAUUUACAUUGAAGGCGACGACUUCAAAUUCUACGCCAAGCCGUACUUCCUGAGGCUGGCACUGCCAGGAAGGAUCGUAGAAGAUGGAAGACAAAAGGCAACUUACAAUGCUGAUGACGGUAUCAUAACAGUUUGUGUACCUAAAGAGACGCCUGGACAGCAUUUUGAGGGACUGGAUUUGUUGACUUCUCUUUUGGCGCCUCGAGGAUCCAAGUCAGCUAAACCCCUGAUAGAAGAGAUUGGGUCUUCACAGGAUGUUCUUGAGGAGGAAGAUGAAUUUGAUUGGCAGAUAGAGCAGACUCCUUUCGUGGAACCUACAGAAGAGGCUCUCCAGUCACAGUGCACUUACGGCUUUGGGAAUUUACGGUCAGGCGUCUUCGGGCGACUGCAGGAGGAAUUGAAUGAUGUUAUUGACUUAAGGGAUCCAGACGUCACUCCGGCAUCAGAGCGCACACGGAGGCGUCUGGCAGCUGAAAAGAUGAAGUUUGACCCUGAUCAUUACCUCGCUGAUCUGUUUGAAGAUGAACCUGUUCAGCAUUUACUGAAAUAUCAGCCCUGGUGGGCGGCUGAAAUAGACGCAGGAUGCAGUCAGUCAGCAGAGAAUCAGGAGAGAAGAGUUUCCUUCAGUGACAAACAGAAAGAGCAGCUGAGAAAAUUCACAAACAAGUCACAUUUGCUUGAUAAGAAAACGCAACAACAAGCCUACCUGGGGCUGAUCGACCUCCUCCUGGCCUACUGCUAUGAAGUGCGCGUUACGGAGGGCGAGCGAAACGUGGAAUCUGCGUGGAACAUAAGGAAGUUAAGUUCAACUCUCAGCUGGUUUGAGAAUUUCACGUGUAUAAAGGACGCUUUGGUGUCAUUUGGAAGACGAGUUUUAUGUUAUCCACUUUAUAGGCACUUCCAGCUUGUGGAAAAAGCGAUUUCGGACACAGUCUCGCUGCUCAAACUGGGUAAAGCUGCUGUGCUGAAAUGCUUGUUGGAAAUCCACGCUAUAUUCCAAGAGAAUGACCCCGCAUACAUCCUAAACGACCUCUACAUUACAGACUAUUGCAUAUGGAUUCAGAAAGUCAAAUCUAAAAAAGUUGCGGCUCUGUCAGACUGCGUGCAAGCUCUGAGCAUUUCCAAAUCUGAUCUGGGGUUGGAGCUGGAGGAGCUUGAAGAUGCCGCACGUCUUGUGCAAGAGGAAGAGAAGCAGGAACAGUUGGCACCAAGCACCUGUCUUGCCCAGCCACUGGCGACUGUUGUAUCUGAAUCAUCAGACACCGACAGCUCUACGUCUGACACAGACGACUCCUCGACAGACACUGAAGACUCUACAUCAGAUGAAGAAUCUACAUCAGAAGAAGAGCCUACAGACCACGCAGAGUCAGAGAAGAUUUUUGUGGCUGGUCAGGAUAGCAAGGCUGAGAGUUCUCUAGAGAAGGCAGGCGCUGAGAAAUAUAAACUGCCCGCAGCUGAAAAAGCAGAGACGGCAGUUACGGAAGAGAUGAAACGUCUAACCGAGAAGAUGAAUAGUGCAGUCAUUCUCUCAGAACCCCUCAUGGGACCACCCGGCGUUACAGACAAGUCCCUAGACAAGAAAGCAGAAGAAUACACAAUGCAGCCGGCACAAAGCACAUCAGGGACACCAACAGCCAGGGAAUUUCUAGAGGUGACACCGCGGCUGAAUCCACUGCUCAUUGUUCCUCUCUCGGAUGAGGAUGAUGAGUUAGCGGAACACUGAUGGGCUUCCUCUCCCCAUCUCUUCUCUGCCCAGUCUGCUUUAGGAUCCUCUCUGACAGACGUUGCUUGGAGACAAUUAAUAGGGACUGUGCGUUGGAACUGGAAUGGGGGCAGUGGGGCUGAUAGGCUGGCAGAAGUAUUCCAGCCUAUCAGGGUAUUACAGCUCCUCUCAAGGGUGGGUGUGCUGGUCCAGCAACAGGGCACUAAGGGCAAUAAUACAUGGUGGGAUUUCUCAUGUGUUUUUCCCACCACAUGUUUCUAUGUGAUAAACACAGGGCCAAAAUACCUGAAUUCACCCAGCAUUGAUUCCUAUGGGAAUUGCAACUCCAGCAUGGGAGAAUUUGACACCAUUUGCAAAAAUUAAAGCAGAGUGCAAAAAA
Molecule: messenger RNA, 2452 nt
Organism: Xenopus laevis (African clawed frog)
Lineage: Eukaryota; Metazoa; Chordata; Amphibia; Anura; Pipidae
Gene: shq1.L
Product: SHQ1, H/ACA ribonucleoprotein assembly factor L homeolog
Biological process (GO): box H/ACA snoRNP assembly
Cellular component (GO): nucleoplasm; cytosol; cytoplasm
Source: RefSeq, marked provisional